Molecule: messenger RNA, 885 nt
Organism: Torulaspora delbrueckii
Lineage: Eukaryota; Fungi; Ascomycota; Saccharomycetes; Saccharomycetales; Saccharomycetaceae
Exons: 1
Coding region: 1-885 (294 amino acids)
Source: RefSeq, a predicted model, not a curated record
AUGGCCAAGUACAAGAGUACCGGGGUGCCCUUUAAAUUAAAGUUCAAGACGCGAAAGGCAAGAACUCAGAACCUUUCGGUGCUCAAGAGAUUUUGGAAUAACAAGAGGUCCUUCUAUUGCGACGUGUUUUCCUCUUCGAAGAUGCGUUCCGCUGAAAGACUUCCAGAACAGCUGAUAAUGGACUCGCGACUCCAGAGAACCAGGCACAAUAAAAAUUAUCCUAUUGUUCCCAUAGUUGGGGAGGAGAUCACCAGGAAGGAAGGGCGUGAGAAGUUCAUCUUCAUUGAUCCUGGGGUAAGGACUUUCCUGACUGGUUAUGACUCCGGGCAGAACGUCGUCGAGAUUGGCAAGAAUGCGGUUGUGCGCAUCGAAAAACUGAAGCAUCGACGACGUAAGCUGCAGUCUAAACUGGCCAAGUUGAAGAGGCAAAAGAAGAGACAAAACCAUCGGAAAGCUCUGCACAGGCUGGACGAAAAGAUCUCGCGUAUUGUAAAAGAUAUGCACAAGAAAUCAGCUCUCUUCUUAUGCAAUUCCUAUGACAAUGUUUUUAUCCCCAAAUUGAAUUUUCAUCACUGCACCAAGCUGAACCGAAAAUCAAGGUCCAGCAUGGCAACUCUGGCUCACUGUUCCUUCAACGAGCGCGUAGCGAUGAAGGCAGAACAGUUUCGUAGUACAAGUGCAGUUGUGGUCGAGGAGGAUUACACUUCAAAGACUUGCUCAAAGUGUGGUAAUGUAAAACAAGAUCUAGGAUCUAGUAAAAUUUAUAGUUGUGUACAGUGCUUCUCGGUAUUCGACAGGGACUUCAACGCAGCGAAAAACAUCAUGCUCACGUAUUGCAGCGAGCAUUUGAUGGCAAGUGGUGCGUCUUCCAUUCUUCUACUCUAG